UCAAACCCAUUAAGAAAUCUCUUCUUCAUAAUUUUUAUUCUUUUUGCUUUCUUAAACUCUUAAAACAUUUUCCAUUUUGUCACCUCUUUUUUUCUCCUCUUUCCUUCAGAUCUUCUCAACUGUCUGUAUAUCCAAAUUACAAUGGCUCUUCUAACUAAUAAACAAGUUUUCUCUUCGUCUUUCAACCAACGAUCUAAAUAUGAUGUGUUCUUGAGUUUCAGAGGAGAAGAUACCCGCAAUGGUUUUACUAGCAAUUUGAAUGGUAUUUUGCAUCAUAAUGGUAUUAACACUUUCAUGGACGAUGAGCUCCAAAGAGGAGAGAAAAUUUCCAUUGAACUUUUCGAAGCUAUUGAAAGUUCAAAGAUUUCGAUAAUUGUAUUCUCUAAAAAUUAUGCAACUUCCACUUGGUGUUUGGAUGAACUUGUCAAAAUUCUUGAGUGUAAAAAGAAUGGUCAAGUGGUGUUUCCUGUCUUUUACAAGAUAGAUCCAUCAGAAGUACGUAGCCAAAAGGGAAAGUUUGGAGAAGCAUUGGCAAAACAUGAAGCAAAUUUCAUGUAUGACACGAACAAGGUGCAAAGAUGGAGGGCCGCUCUAAUUGAAGUUGGCAAUUUAUCUGGUUGGCAUUACAAAAAUGACCUCCCUCAAUUUACGUUUAUCCAAGAAAUUUUUGAAGAGAUCUCAAGUGCUAAAUUAAAUUGUUCGCAAGUAUUUGUUGUUAAAUACCCAGUUGGAAUAGACACUCGCGUAGAGGAAAUAAGUUGGUGCUUAGAUAUUAAGUCAAAUGAUGUUCGCAUGUUAGUGAUCCAUGGUCUUCCUGGAAUAGGAAAGACAACAAUUGCAAAAGCUAUUUUUAACUUAAUUGCAUGUCAUUUUGAAGGAAGUUGCUUUCUAGAGGAUGUUAGAGAAAGCUCAAAAACAAAUGAUGGUGUACUCCAACUACAAGAGGCACUUUAUUAUGAGAUCUUAGGGGGUAGAAAUUUGAAAGUACAUGGUGUAUCUAAAAGAAUCAAUGUGGUAAUGGAAAAGCUUUGCCACAAAAAAAUUCUUUUAAUUCUAGAUGAUGUGGACAAAUUAGUCCAAGUAGAAAAUUUGCUUGGAAAAUGCAAUUGGUUUGCUUCUGGAAGUAGAAUUAUUAUCACAACAAAAGAGAAAAAGUUGCUAUCCACCCUACAAGAAGAUUGUCAUUUAAUUUACUAUAAGGUUAAGGAAUUAGAUGAGCAUGAAUCUCAUGAACUCUUUUGUCAACAUGCAUUCAAAAGAAACAAGCCUACAGAAGAUUAUUUGGAGCUCGUACACCAAUUUAUAGGUUAUGCCAAAGGACUUCCACUAGUUCUAAAAAUAAUAGGUGAUGAUUUAUAUGACAAAAAUUUACAAUGCUGGAAAAGUGCAUUAGAUAAGUACAAAAGAAUUCCUAAAUCGGAUAUUCAAGAAGUACUUAAAAUAAGCUACGAUGGACUGGACCAAAUUCAACGGGAUAUUUUCCUUGAUAUUGCAUGUUUUCUUAAAGGAUUCUAUAAGAAUUUGGUUGUAGAUAUGUUACAAAGUAGCAAUUUUCAUGACCCAUACUAUGAUAUUGAAAAACUUAUCGAUAAAUCUCUCAUAGUUGUUGCAAAAGAUGACAAAUUAUUGAUGCAUGACUUGAUACAACAAAUGGGUUUGGAAAUAGCUCGACAAGAAUCGGAAGUGUCAAAAAAACAUAAAAGGCUAUUGUGUUAUGAGGAUGCUCAUGAAGUACUAAAUAGAGAUACGGGAUUAGAUGAAAUUCGAGGCAUAACAUUGUCCUUGCCACAACCAAGAAAGAUGCAAUUGAAUCUUGGAAAGAUGAAAAAUCUCAAAUAUUUAACAAUUCGUAAUGUAAUUUGUGAAGACCUUAAAUCUUUUCCCAAUGGGUUAAGGUUACUUGAUUGGAAUGAAUUUCCUUUAUCAUCCUUGCCGUCCACCUUUGAACCUACAAAGCUCGUUGUACUUAACAUGCAAGGGAGCCACAUUGAAUUGGACAAGCAUUUCGAGAGGUGUCGAUUCGAAACAUUGAAAUAUAUAGAUUUUGCAUAUUGUAAAAAUAUUACAAAAGUACCCGAUUUAUCAGUGAUUGCCCCAAACAUAAAGAAGUUGGAGCUUUAUAGAUGCAAGAAUUUACUCAAGGUUCAUCAGUCCGUUGGACUUCUUGAAAAUCUUGAAUUCUGGGAUCUCAAUGAAUGCCGAAAUCUUAGAAUUUUACCGAGAAAGCUCCAAUUGAAAUCUCUUAAAUACUUUUAUCUCUUUGGCUCUGAAAGUCUUGAGCAAGGAACAAAAAGAUUAGCGUUGCUUUCAUCAAUAGGAUUUCUCACUGGCCUUCGUGAGUUAGCAAUAAGUUUAAAAAAUGUAAAAGAUGUUCCUAGUAACAUCUCUGAUUUACAAAAUCUUAGGAGGCUCUAUAUGUAUGAUUGUGAAGAAUUUCCAAAAGUCAUGGAUACCCCUGGCUGCUUCCCCAAUUUAGAAUGUCUCAUUAUCCUUUACAGCAAUGUUACUACCCUCCCUGAAAUCGCUAUCUUAUUUCCCCAAUUAAAGAUUCUAGGGCUUAAUUGUUUCUGGAACCUUUUGAAAAUUCCAAGACUUCCACAUUGUAUACAUGUUGUAAAUGCAAUAGGGUGUGAUUCGUUGAAUUCACAAUCAAAAAGAAGAUUAUUGAAUCAGUUUGGAGAAUCUAUAGGGCUUCAACAAAAUUUCGUAUGUGCAAAGGGAAUACGGCGUCAGGAUUUUGAUUGUGAAACAAACUUUGAAUCAGAAUCAAAAUUUGAUUUCGAUGAAGCUACAUCUGAAAUGGACUCUUCAUUUGAAACGAACUCAAAUCUUGAAGAGAACAAUGAAUUUGUAUCAGAAUUUGAACUUGAUGAAGCUACAUCUGAAACAGACUCAACAAGGAAACUUUAUGAUUAUUAUUCACUUACACUUCCAGGAAGUAAGAUUCCAAAGUGGUGGUUCAACCAUCAAAGUGUUGGAAGUUCCGUAUCAUUCUCGGUCGGCCGGAAACUUCCAUCAUUUGCUUUCUGUGUUGCUCUAAAAGUUGAACUUGAUGUGCCAUUUGAAUUCGAAUUUGAUAAGUUUACCGGUUUUAUCUACAUGUACAUCAAUGGUUUUGAAAGAUGUCUUAUGGAUGCUAAAUUUUUGUUAAAUCCAUCAUCUUUUAUAUGGUUCCACUAUAGAAGAGAUAGGUCUUUGGAAGACAUAAUUCUAGGGGAUUGGAAUGACAUUGAGAUUCUAUUUAAAUGUUCAAAUUAUGAUCCUAAAAUAGCAAAAAUUACAAUAGAAAGGUGUGGAGUCCAUGAGACGAUUCUCUUUUACAUCUAUUUCAAACCUGUCCCUAUGCCAAAGGAGUAUGGUAUGGUGGUGGAUGGGGUUUUCGAGUCGAAAUGA
This is a messenger RNA of Quercus robur (English oak), 3393 nucleotides long. RefSeq names its product disease resistance protein RPV1-like. Lineage: Eukaryota; Viridiplantae; Streptophyta; Magnoliopsida; Fagales; Fagaceae. The record is from RefSeq and is a predicted model, not a curated record. The coding region runs from base 142 to 3393 and encodes 1083 amino acids. Gene Ontology annotation, biological process: signal transduction; defense response. The transcript has 6 exons. Gene Ontology annotation, molecular function: ADP binding; ATP hydrolysis activity.